Lactuca saligna is the source of this 1077-nucleotide messenger RNA. The record is from the annotation of a GenBank genome assembly. Lineage: Eukaryota; Viridiplantae; Streptophyta; Magnoliopsida; Asterales; Asteraceae.
AUGUCUUACUGGUCGAAGCGUUGGUUUAGACAAAGGGAGUAUGGAGGUGUAUGCUAUGGUUGCGGGUAUUCGAGUCUUAUUCUCCAAUUUGUCUAUGAGAAGGAAGGUAUUUUGGUGCCAGCUGAUGAACCUAAAGCUGAAUUCUUGAAGUAUCACUACCCCAGGGCAAUUGAAGAUGAUGUUGAUCCUAAGAAUCAUGUAUUGGAGGCUUAUCUACUUUGCAUCAACAUUAAUGAUGGACUUGGUAUUUUGCUGUCAAAACCUGAUGAAGGCUCUUCAAAGAAAUAUCGGAAGUCAAACACUAUCUUAACUCCUGAGAAAACUGAUAAAGACACAACUGUUUCUAAGUCACCAAAGAAACAGCCUGUAGAGGUGGUGAAAGUUUCGAAGAAGUCUAAGAAAUCUCAGGAAACUACCCAACCUGAUUUUACCAAGAAGCUAAUUCCAACAAAAUCUGGUGUCUUAAAGCGUAUCAAAAAGAUGUCUUAUAAAGCCAAAACAUAUCCUGAAAGGUCAUCUAGUUUUCCACCAUCAAUGAUUCGGAAGCCUCAUGUAACAAGAAAAGGUGUUGUUCUUCGUGAAGUUCCUAUACUUUUUUUAACAUCAUCAAAGAAGCGCAUGGCUGAGGAUGUUGCCAAGCAUAUCUCUAGCAAGACCAAGAAGCUAAAGAAGAGAAAGUUGAUUCUUCAAGUUGAUGAAGACGAAGAAAUUGUUCCUGAUUCUCCACUUGGAGUUUUGAAUGACGAGCAUCUUGUUGCUUCUCAAGGUAUUCUUGAAAUUGCCACGGUUCAAACUGACACUUCUUUACCACUAAUAAUCACCUCUAUUUCUCCAACCACUCAUUCUCCUACUUUUGAUAUGGUCAUUGAUAAUCCCAUCACUUCUCUCUUUUCAUCCCAAUCCACUGACCCACCUAAACCUCUUAACGAUGAUGAUACUGACAAUGGAGGGUUUGGACGUUCAUUUGUUGAUUUAGAAUUUAAUCUCGAAGAAGAUGAUAUCCCAGAUCAUAUGUUGAUGUUCGGGAAGCAGUUCGAGAUUUUAAACAAGGACCUCAAUUUCGUACUUCAAUCCUAA